Alternaria rosae is the source of this 2141-nucleotide messenger RNA. RefSeq names its product major facilitator superfamily domain-containing protein. The transcript is spliced from 4 exons. The record is from RefSeq and is a predicted model, not a curated record. Gene Ontology annotation, cellular component: fungal-type vacuole membrane. Gene Ontology annotation, molecular function: basic amino acid transmembrane transporter activity. NCBI's taxonomy places the organism in Eukaryota, Fungi, Ascomycota, Dothideomycetes, Pleosporales, Pleosporaceae. Bases 309 to 2030 code for a protein of 573 amino acids. Gene Ontology annotation, biological process: transmembrane transport; basic amino acid transport.
AACACCUGACGCCCGGUGCUAGCGAAUGCGGCAAGCUUGGCCUGCGCCACCGAGCCCUCGUACUCGCCAGCACUUCGCCAAUACACUUGGCACUGUAUAGAAGGGACAUUUAACAGUCUACAUAAGAACAGCGUGGAAAUUGAAGCCUGUAAUAAACUAAAGACGAGUGUAUCUAUCAGUAUUGCUUUGACGUAACACCAUUCACGUCUACCACAGCUGAGACCGACAUUUCUCCAUCUUUUGAGAAGCCGCCUUCACAAUCCGGCCAGGAACACCAAGCUGAAUCUAUUGCAGCGGGUACCACUGCAAUGGCCAGCAAAAAGAGAUGGACAACCCAUGCGCGACGAUGGAAGUUUCUUCUACUGUUGCUACCAGGGUUCUAUACCGCGAGUAUGGAUCUGACUGUGGUCGCAACAGCCCAGCCAUUCAUCGCAUCUCAUUUCCAAGCUUUAAACCAAAUAAGCUGGAUCGGCACAGCUUUCACGCUCACAGACACUGCAUUCGUCCCCUUAUUCGGUCAACUAGCAGAUGUCUUCGGACGGUACGCAGCUCUGCAGAUGGCCGUUAUAAUUAUGACUUUGGGGGGCAUCCUCUGCGCAAGCGCACCGAUUUGGUCAAUAUUAGUACUAGGUCGAGCACUCCAAGGCGUGGGUACAGCGGGCAUGUCUACGUGCUCCCUCAUCAUCCUCGCGGACAAUGUUUCCUUGAAGGAGCAAGCGUUUAAUACCAGUAUCUUUCACUUCUUGAUUGGCAUCGCGUACGCAACAGGGCCUUUGAUCGGAGGCUACAUGACGAAUGUGCAUUGGCGAUGGGUGUUUGUGCUCUUGUCUGCGUUGAGCGCAACAAGCAUCGUCACGAUUGCGUUUCUGCGACCUGAUCUGAAGAAGGGAACGUUCGUCGUUGGAGUGGCGCUGAUCAUACUCGCGACCAGUUGGGGUGGCUCAGCUCAUGCUUGGGGGUCACCAGCCGUUCUGGUACCGCUUAUCACCGGCCCGUUGUUGCUUGUCUUGUUGGUGGUGUACCAACGAUAUAUGGCGCCAGGCCGAUCCCUCGCGCAACGUCUUCCGCGAAUCAUGCCUGUGGUGCCAUACCAACUCUUCCAUGAGAAGGAUGUAACACUUGUCUGUAUCAUCUCCGCAGCGACAGGUGCAGCUCUUUAUGCCUGCUUCUACUUCGCCGGUAUCUACUUCACCCUAGUCGAGGGGUUUGAUGCUGGGAAAGCCGGGCUCCAACUGUUGUUCUACGUUCCCGGGAUCGGUGUUGGCGUCUACACUGCGAUUGUCAUGUGCAACGUAUACCCUCGGCAGACUAUCUGGCCCCUACUGAUCGGCACAAUCGUAGAGACAGGUAGCAUUGGAGCACUAUCAUGGGCUAUGAGCGCCCGCCAGAGGACCGCUGUCAACGUGCUCAUGGGCGUCGCCGGGUUCGGUACUGGUAUUCGCUUCAUGCCAGAGAACCUACACCUGACAGGAAUGUACCGAGACAAGAUCGCCGUCAUUCUUGGCCUUUUGAGCUUCGCUGGCCCUUUCGGUGGAACCAUAGCUUUGACUGUGAUGGGCUCAGUCUUCCAGAACAAGAUGUUGGUCUACUUCAUCGGCAGCGAAGAGUCAUCUAGAUUCGACGUUAGCUCACCUACUGCAUUGGAUGCUAUCAACGACCUCUCGUUGGAAGAUCUGGAACGCUUCCAAUCUGCUGCCGCCAAUGCUAUCAGCUGGUCGUUCAUCUCCAUUUUGCCGUUCCUGACCGCCAGCAUACUUGCUGCGUUAAUGCUCGGCAACGUCUGGAUCUGUAAAGACAAGAAAGAGAAGAAGGCGACAUCUACCAGCGACUUGGCAGUGAACCCGGACGUAGCGCUGCAAGAUCAAACACAGAGUGUGCAGCGAGAUGGAAGGCCCGUGGUACUGACUGGAAUUUACCUUUACGCAGUAUCGCGAGGAACAGUAGCUUCACAGCGACACUUGGGCCCGCUGGAGGUGCAGUUAGAUCGUCAUGGAGAGAAGACAAACCACCAGGAGAGUGCUUCGCUGUGAUGUCAUGAUAUCAUUCCAUUUAUGGUUAGACAGCACCCACGGGCCAAAUGCCCCUAUCAAUACAUCGUGACGAAGUGGCUGGACUCCCAGCCAUCCGUAUUCCCACUGCAG